CCAGCUCCCUCCUCAUCCGGCGGCGCCGCCGCCCCGCACGCGCUCCUCCCUCCGGCGGCCGGCGCCCUCCUCCCGCGCGCCCCGCGCCCCUUCCCGGCGGCCACGCGCUGCCACCGGCGACUGUGAGCGGGAUCCCGCGCCGCGCCGAGCCGAGCCGACGACGACCCGGCUGACCUAGAUACUUGUUGUAUGUGCUGAUUUUGGUGGUCUCCUGUGACCCAGCGGGAGUCGAAGUGCUUGACAGCGAGGAUGCCUGGUCUAGCUUUACCUAAUCAUGAUGCAGCGUAAUCCGCUACCUGCUUUCCUGAAAUUUUACUGUUAUGUUACCUUAUAUUAUGUUUCUUUUGCUUUGAGUGUCUCUGCGUUGCUGUUUUGCAAACUGCAAGGUUCUGUCACAAUCUGGUAGGUAGGUCUGGAAUCCAAAUUCCGUAUGAUUUUUUGGCACUGUAGAGGUAUACUGUUAAUAAACCACUGGAUGCUUUCAGUUUUACUCAAUGUUGGGAUAACCGUGUACUGUGAAGCAUGUCAGGUCUGAUGUCCUUGGGUUUAUAUGGGGUUCCAUGUGAGUUUUGCUGGAACAAUGGGUUCAGUUACCCCAGGUCCACAGAACAGACGUGUGGUCAGAAGUCAAGAGCUCAGCUAUCUCCAGAUGAUGAACUUUCCGCUAAGGAAAGUUUAGCAUUAUACUGCAAGCCAGUUGAGCUGUACAAUAUUAUUCGACAAAGAGCCAUUAAAAAGCCCCCUUCGCUUCAAAGAUGCCUUCGGUAUAAGAUAGAAGCAAAACGAAAAAAGAGGAUUCAGAUAUCAGUAUCGAUUUCUGGAAGCACAAAUACUCGAUUGCCAGCACAUGGUAUCUUUCCUCUCCAUGUUCUGUUAGCUAGAUCUAGUAAUGAUGCUCCAGGUGAAGGGCAUUCUCCAAUGUAUCGGUUCAGCCGGGCUUGUGUCCUGACUUCCUUCUGUGAAUCUGGAGACAGUGGCCACACUGAAGCCACAUUCACCAUCCCCAAUAUGAAGAGUUUAUCAACCUCCCAAGUUCGCAGCCUUGACAUUAUCCUUAUUAGCCGUGGCCAAGGUGGGCAAAAUCUUAGUGAAAACUGCUCAGAGAACCAUGCGGAGUAUUCUUCUCCUCAAAAGCUUGGAGGCCAAUGUUUCUGGGGUAAAAUACCAAUUGAUUCACUUGGUUCGUCUCUGGAUUCUGUAACUUUAAGUUUGGGGCAUACUGUGGAAUUAACUUCAGAAAUAAGUAUGAACCCAGGUUUCAUAGAGCCAUCACUUCUUGAGCAUGACAGUUGUUUGACAUUUUGUUCUCUAAAGGCAAAUGCUACAGGUUCAUAUAAACUAAAAGCAAGCAUAGAUGUACAAGAGGCUGGUGCAAGAGACAUGCGUUUAUCUCCUUACAAUAUUUACUCAUAUGAUGAUGUCCCACAGUCGUUACUACCAAAAAUCAUAAGGUUACGAACAGGCAAUGUGCUCUUUAACUACAAGUACUACAAAAAUUUGUACAAAAGCGAAGUUACAGAAGACUUUACUUGCUCUUUUUGCUUGGUACCAUGUGGAAGCUUCAAGGGUCUGGAAUGCCAUUUAACCUCGUCGCAUGACCUAUUCCGCUACGAGUUCUGGGUAUCUAAAGAGUACCAAGCUGUUAAUGUUAGUCUGAAGAUUGAUACCAGGAGAGAAGAGCUUCUGACUGUUGCAGGAAAUGAUCCAGGCAGUAGAGUAUUUUUCUACCGAUCAUCAAGGUUUAAAAGGUGUAAAAUAUCAGAAACGACAACUGAUAAGACGAAGGAUGUAUAUCCACAUAUCACGGAAUUAGGAUCAGCUGGAAUGACUGUGCCUGUGGACCAAGAUAUUGUGGAACCAAGAUCACCACGAAAUACAGUUCCUCCACCUGCACAAACGACUGAAUCAGGAUCGUCGAAAGAUGCCCAGGACGGGUCUGUGGUGGAUUAUGUCCCAAAGGAAAAUGGAAUCAAUGUACCAGAACGAACAGCUCUACAGUCUGAUAGGGCAAGGAAGCUCCUGGUUGAUCUAGAUGACCCCAGUCAUGCGCUGCUGAAAAAACGUGAGUUCUUCCAUUCUCAGAAGGCACAGAGAAUGGAGCUGGAUGUACUUUACUCAGAUCAUGACAGUGAAGACGAACUUGAUCAUGACAUCGCUGACUUCGAAGAUAGGACGCUGCUUGGUGGUUUUUCUGAUGUUGCAGAAGAGGAGAAGCGUAUCAUGCAUAUGUGGAAUUCGUUUAAGCGGAGACAGAGGAUAUUAGCUGAUGGUCAUGUACCUUGGGCUUGCGAGGCAUUCACCCAUCAGCAUGGACAGGAACUCGUGCAGAACCCUAGACUACGAUGGUGCUGGCGGGUCCUUAUGAUCAAGCUCUGGAACCACGGCCUGCUGAACGGCCGCACCAUGAACAUCUGCAACAAACAUCUUGAGGUCUUGGAAAGCCAACGCGCGGACCCCAAGCAAUCUUGACUUGGCAGGAAACAUUGGGCAGGUUGAGCAGGGCUGGUCCUCGGUUCCCGCCGACGGUCCAGGCGCCAAUGCUUGUGGCGUGGUGGGGCAACAUGACACACU
Triticum dicoccoides is the source of this 2571-nucleotide messenger RNA. RefSeq names its product polycomb group protein EMF2B-like. The transcript has 22 exons. The record is from RefSeq and is a predicted model, not a curated record. Gene Ontology annotation, cellular component: nucleus. Gene Ontology annotation, molecular function: chromatin DNA binding. NCBI's taxonomy places the organism in Eukaryota, Viridiplantae, Streptophyta, Magnoliopsida, Poales, Poaceae. The coding region runs from base 523 to 2469 and encodes 648 amino acids.